AUGUGCACGAAUUGGUUUCUGCCAAGAAUUGGGUCUACAUCGUGGGUCUACAAGAUAGUAAGAAACAUUUUUAUUUUAUUUUGUUGCUUUAGGAGAAGAAUGACCGGCCCCAUCAAACGCCGCGGCUACGUCUGUCUUAGCCGUUCAACCCCGCACAGCAGGUCCCAGGAACUCCCCAGCAGAUCCAGGACCUCCCCGGCAGUUCCAGGGCCAUGUCUCCACACGGACUUGCAGUAUUGUCCAUAACACCGUGAUUUCAAUGCCGUAUUCUCUGUUGUUUCAUCCCUGGCCAUAUCAUAUUUAAUAGAGAUGUUGUUAGUCUUUCUAUUGGCCUUAUGUUAAGCUUUAUUAUUGUUUACCUGUGUGUUCCCAAGAGGCAUUUUUAUUUAUUUAGUUGUGAAUUGGUAGCAAGAAUUAUUUUAUACCGAUUUAAAUGUAAAAUAUCUCUAUUUCCUCUCUUACGCCUUGUUAUUUUUUGGAUUAUUUGUUUUAAUAAAUUGUUAUUGUCAAGAAAAAUGUAUGGGAGUUGUGAAUAGUGCUUUAUACACUCGAAAUAUAUUCAAAACGGCAAACCGGAGCGCUAGAAAAAAAAUUCCGCCGGAGUGGGCGGAGUCAAUUUGGGAGGUCGCAAAUCCACGGAUUUGCUACCUCCCAAUUCCGUGCCGUCGCAAAAACGCCGUUUUGCUACCUUCUCUCUCGCGGAGGAAGCGAAAACGCCGAUUCGCGACAGAUUUUUUUCGGAGGUCGCGAAAAGAAGGAUUCGCUACCGAGACCACGUCGCAAAUAGAUCAUUUCGCUACUUUUUGAAAUUGGUAGCGAAUCCAGCAAACAUUCUCGAGCUCGAGAAAAAAUUCUUAUUCCUUCGCUCUUAUAUCCUGAAGUGUUUGCAAAGUCUCAUCAAGCAUUUCAAACAUGAAUAUUCCAUCUCAAACGAAUUUUCUAGACUCAGUUUUUGCUGGAUCGUCUCAACUUGGAUGAACUGUGCCUGCUGGCGUCGGUCUGCAAAGUCACUUACAAAGUGGUCAAUCUCGACUUUAAAAACCUCUGCCGUGCCUUCGAAACAGUAAGAUUGAAAGGAAACACCUGGGUACACUCGCUACGAAAGUAAGUGUUUGGCUUAAAAAGAUAUUCUGACAAGUGUCUGAGCUCUAAAUUGAGCCGCGUAUCAAUUUCAGAUUCUUUUAAACUUGUAGGGAGAAGUAAAUACUAUGGUGCGACGCUGAGAUUUCGAUGCAACCUGGCACAUUUGGUUAAUUUUUCCUAGGACACUUAUAGCACGCGCUUUGCAGAAACCACCGAGAUUUUUUAGUAGAAAAUUGAAAAAAAUGUGACAUUUUUUUGCCAAUUUUUAAAUACAGAAGGAGUUCCGUAUUUAUAUUUCUACCGUAUAGGGUAAUCGUUAGACAAAAAAAUCAAUUUCUUUCACGUCCAACGUAUACGGAAGAUUUUAUGAAAAUCAGAGUGUCGCAUUUGGGGUACUUCCCUUGUUAGCUAAUGAUUUGCAGGUCACACCGAGACUUUCUACGUUAUAUAGAGGCUAAAUAAAAUGUAGUGAAGACGCUAUUUGGUUUGUAAAUUUUGUUUAAUAGAACUAAAAAAUAUGUCUUCAGGAGGAGAAACGAUAUUUGCCCUCCCAAAGACUGGCAUUCAAAGGCCGGAAAAAUAUGUUUUCAUUCUCGUAGCACUAAUUGCAUCGUUAGUGCAAGUAUGGAUUUGAACGAGAUGGAAAAAAGCACUAUAUUUCCAACGAAGGAAAGACUGAUCGUUGUGCGACUCCGCUUAUCAGAUGAUGGCCGCCUCUUAAUGCUCGCAGAGGUACGUGCAAACAUUUCUUUAAACGAAGCUUACAGACGAAGUACCCCAAGUGCGACGCUCAAAUUUUGAUGAAACUUGGCACAAUUUAAGAGUAAUUUUUUCUAAAAAAUAUGCGAGAAUGUUAGCUCGCGCUUUGCAGAAACAACCUAGAUUUUUAGAUCAAAAGUUGGCCAAAAAAAUUUGCGUUUAGCGGGCUUCGUGGAAAUUGAACAGAGUGAAAUUGGACAGAGCGUGGAAAUUGGACAGAGUGAAACUCGACAGAAUUUUUUUCACUGCAAAAAAUCGCUUCGUGGAAAUUGGACAGAGUGAAAUUGGACAGAAAUAUAUUUCCAAUUUCCGCGCUCUGUCCAAAUUAUUUCUGUCAAAUUUCACUCUGUCCAAUUUCCACGAAGCCCGUUUAGCGUACUCUCUCGGCGGCAAAUGUCGUUCAAUAUCUUGGCGGCGCUUGCGAAGCGCGAGCUAAAACUUUCAGGAAUUGAUACUUAGUUCAUGAGCGACGUGUGUACAAAAUUUAAAGAAAAUCUGAGCGUCGCACUUGGGGUACUUCCCGUUUAGGCAUAUUGUUAUGGAUCCACCAGAUUUGUGGUUUACGACUUGGAGACUGAAAAAAUUUUGCGCAAAUUCAUUACCAGGGGGAAUUUUUUUGGCUUCGCUUUGGGAUUCAUGACAAGUACAGGCGCACGUUUCAUGACUUCUACACCAGUGUGGAGCAUGUGAAUACUGUUCCAUUCUUCGGCUUUCCUUGUCUUAGGAGCGCCGCCGACCUGGGCCGCAGGCAUUACAUUGCAACGACGUGUGAGGGAGGGAUCUACCUGUACGAGUGUUACGAUCGAAAGUCGUACCUUUUCUCGCAGCCGCCUGCGCUGACACUGCAGUUCAUGGUCGUGGCGCCGAGGGAACACAUCAUUAUGCGGACACUGGACGGGUACCGUAUUCAGGACAUACCAACGCAGGAAAAUAUUUUCGAAUUCUCCUUCACAGCGGAGUUUUUUUUCGAUUUAAGACUGAUGGACCCAUGCACAAUUUAUAUGGGGAAGACGAACAUAGUGAGUGGUAACGCAAAAGCUUCAAAACAGUGAGGGACCUGAUCCAGUGGCAAAAAACGUACCAUUUUGCAUUCUGGAAGUAUCAAGAAUGUGUCAAAAUGUUUCCAUCUCCAAGUGAAAAAACUUCGUUUUGAAGGGCGCCGUUUUUUCACUUGGAGAGGGAAGCAUUUUGCCACAUUUUUGAUACUUCCCUGAUGCGAAAUGGUACGUUUUUUGCCACUGCAUCAGGUCCCGCCACUGCAAUUUUUUUCAAAAAUUAUUCAAAUUUUAUUUUCUCCAUCGUUUUGUGCCAUAUUUUUUUUGGUUUUCCAGUUCUUAUGCUACGACACCGUCAAAUCCAAAUGGGAAUUGAAAAAGUUGUCGCGUUAUUCCACGAUCUACAAAUGUUGCAAAGAAUUGGCUAAGCCGUCAUGCAAAACAGGCAAAAAUUUUAUUCCAUUGUUUCUUGGAAAGGAUUUUCGAACAGCCGAACCCCAGGAACUUCCGCUCCAGGACUAUUUUUUCGACUUUCUGCAAAAGCGCGCCAAACGGAGAAAAUUAUGUCAAAUUUUAUGA
Bursaphelenchus xylophilus (pine wood nematode) is the source of this 3416-nucleotide messenger RNA. The record is from the annotation of a GenBank genome assembly. NCBI's taxonomy places the organism in Eukaryota, Metazoa, Nematoda, Chromadorea, Rhabditida, Aphelenchoididae.